Molecule: messenger RNA, 508 nt
Organism: Prorocentrum cordatum
Lineage: Eukaryota; Dinophyceae; Prorocentrales; Prorocentraceae
Source: the annotation of a GenBank genome assembly
UCAAGGGGGGGCCGUUUUUGCGGACGGCGGCGGGGGCCUCUCGCGCUCGGGGGCCGGAGCGGGGCUUUUGCUCCUGGCUGCCCCUCCGCUGGCCGUCCUCCGCGCCGCGGGGCCUUGAGGCGAAUUCGCUCCUUGGGGGCGGCGGCGGCGGCGAUGGUCACUAAGUCCGCGGUCAUCGGCAUCGACCUGGGCGCCUCCGAGUCCUAUGUUGCCUACGUGGGGAAAGGCAUUGUGGACGUCGUACAGAACGAGGUGUCCAAGCGCGCCACUCCGACGCUGGCUAGCUUCAACGACCGCGAGCGCAUGUUAGGCGACCAGGCCCUGGCCCAGAUUCGCUCCAACGCCAAGAACACGUGUAGGAACUUCAAGCACCUGUUGGGCAGGAAGCUGGACUCGCCCGACCUGGAGAAGGAGCACUUCUGGUCCCUGUCAAAGCUGGCGGAGACAGACGACGGGUUUGCUGGCUACGAUGUCAACUACAAAGGCGGCAGUUCUUGAUCGAUAGUGG